Messenger RNA from Artibeus jamaicensis (Jamaican fruit-eating bat), 936 nucleotides. RefSeq names its product RALY RNA binding protein like (gene RALYL). Gene Ontology annotation, molecular function: RNA binding. The record is from RefSeq and is a predicted model, not a curated record. Gene Ontology annotation, cellular component: nucleus. NCBI's taxonomy places the organism in Eukaryota, Metazoa, Chordata, Mammalia, Chiroptera, Phyllostomidae. The transcript has 7 exons. The coding region runs from base 1 to 936 and encodes 311 amino acids.
AUGACCGGCAAAACACAGACCAGCAAUGUCACCAAUAAGAAUGACCCCAAGUCCAUCAAUUCCCGUGUUUUCAUUGGCAAUCUAAACACAGCCAUUGUCAAGAAAGUUGACAUUGAAGCCAUUUUUUCAAAGUAUGGAAAAAUAGUAGGAUGCUCAGUUCACAAAGGUUAUGCAUUUGUACAGUACAUGAGCGAGCGGCAUGCAAGGGCAGCAGUCGCUGGAGAGAAUGCCAGAAUCAUCGCAGGCCAGCCCCUUGAUAUCAAUAUGGCAGGAGAACCCAAGCCCUACAGAGCAAAACCUGGAAACAAGAGGCCCCUUUCUGCACUUUAUAGACUUGAGUCAAAGGGGCCUUUCCUAUCUGUUGGUGGUUACAUCUUUGACUAUGAAUACUACAGAGAUGAUUUCUACAAUCGGUUAUUUGAUUACCAUGGCCGUGUUCCUCCACCUCCCCGUGCAGUUAUCCCACUGAAGCGCCCCAGGGUAGCUGUCACAACAACACGCAGAGGAAAAGGAGUCUUUUCCAUGAAAGGUGGAUCCAGAUCUACCAUCAGCGGGUCCUCUUCAUCAUGCUCUAAAUUGAAAUCAGAUGAGUUACAGACAAUCAAGAAAGAAUUAACGCAGAUCAAAACAAAAAUUGACUCCUUGCUAGGGCGCCUGGAGAAGAUUGAAAAGCAGCAGAAGGCAGAGGCAGAAGCUCAGAAGAAGCAAUUAGAAGAAAGUAUAGAGCUGAUCCAAGAUGAAUGUGUGUCAGAGAAUGCAGAUCACUCUACAGAGGAGCCUGCUGAAGGAGCGCCAGACAUGGAUGGAGGAGAGAUGACUGAUGGGAUAGAGGAGGACUUCGAUGAAGAUGGGGGUCAUGAGCUGGUAGGAACAAAAUAUUUGGUGUCCACACCUUUUGUGAAUAGCACAAGCAUGUCAGCAGCUUAUUCAUUUUAG